Messenger RNA from Episyrphus balteatus (marmalade hoverfly), 2771 nucleotides. It is a transcript of the gene Nup107, whose product is annotated as nuclear pore complex protein Nup107. Gene Ontology annotation, cellular component: nuclear pore outer ring; nuclear pore. Gene Ontology annotation, biological process: regulation of DNA-templated transcription; mRNA export from nucleus; protein import into nucleus. Gene Ontology annotation, molecular function: structural constituent of nuclear pore. NCBI's taxonomy places the organism in Eukaryota, Metazoa, Arthropoda, Insecta, Diptera, Syrphidae. The transcript is spliced from 3 exons. The record is from RefSeq and is a predicted model, not a curated record. The coding region runs from base 140 to 2698 and encodes 852 amino acids.
UCAGCAAAAAUUUUGUUUGUACUUUUUGUAGGUAAUUCGUUUUCUAGAGCGCGUUUUUUGUAUUGUUCAAUAAAUCUGUCUUCUUAUUACAAAUUAUCUUUGAGUAAAUAAUAUUAUAAAUAGACUAUUUCAAACAACAAUGUCCGAAACAACUUUUGUAUCUAAACGUGGUCUAAUUCGAACCAAAGAACCUCGUGCAGAUACAUCCACCAAAUCCAAGAAUUUGGAUCUGUCCAUAACCCUCGCUCCAAGUGAAAUUCAAAGAAUUUUAGAUGGACACAACACCUCAAAUCUCAACAAAAGUGCCAACUUUUCCAUGUUGUAUGAAAGUACCAGCAAUAUCUUGGGAACAGAGCCGGCAAACAGCGAACGUUCGGUUCUUGAGAAUAAUGAGCUUGGAAUAAGGGAAAAAGCAAACAUGCUAUUUCCUCAGUUUCUUGAAGUGUUGCAAAGUCGCACAAAUGAUUCAGAAAUCUUUGAUACCAUUCAAGAUAUAAUUCACACAUGUUCUGGCAUUAUUGACGAACUUAAUCGAGAUGGAAUGCGUGGAAAUUAUGUCAAGCAAAAGUCUGAAGAGCAUUUGUGGUUCGAACAGGAGCACAACACUUGGAAACUGUUGUAUGCUUUGUACAAGGACCGAAUCAUGGUUCAAACCGAACACAUGGAUGAAGCCGUUCUCGGUUGUUCGGAUAAAGAAGUCAUAAAUCAACUUUAUACUUGCAACCCACACAUUCGAGAAUACCAACUGAUUGUUGAUUGGCUGGAGGCCUGCUAUGUCAAAGAUGAAGCAAUGCACGUUGGUCACUCAACCGACCGCACUGUUGCCUGGGAAAACACCCUCUUUCAACUGCAAAAUCCACACGAUGUUGCUUUUGGCAAUGGACGUGACACUAUCAAGUCUUUAGACCCAGAUGCUCCAAUCCGUGAGAAGAAGCCUCUUCAUCCGCUCGAUGAAGAAGACAACUUGCGACUCUCGAAAGGGAUUUUCGCUGAAAUACGUCAAGGACGCAUUGAUGAAGCCAUGGCACUAUGCAAGUAUUGUGGGCAAACUUGGCGAGCAGCUAUCUUAGAAGGAUGGCGGCUCCACGAAGAUCCCAACUACGAGUCUGCAAAUCCUAAAGAAAAGAUUCCAAUCGAAGGAAAUCCCCGUCGUGAUAUCUGGAAAAAGUGUGCCUGGAUGAUGGCUGAUAGCAACAAGUUCGAUGAAUACACUCGUGCAAUUGCAGGUGUUUUGUGUGGUCAUUUGGAAUCACUGAAAUCUUUGCUAAGCAAAUCCUGGCUUGACUUGCUGUGGGCCUAUCUCAAGGUACAAAUUGACAUCCGAGUUGAAAGUGAAAUUCGCUCCCUAAUGCCUCAAGAUUACUGGGACAACAAGAUGUCUUUGGAACAAAUAUUCGACGAACUUUCGGUUCACAAGAACGAAAGUGUAAAGCAGGCAGCGAAAAAUAAAAUGCACAUCAUCCAGAAGUACAUAAUUUUGGACAACGUUCCAGAGCUUUUGCAAAAGAUGCGCUCUUGGGUAGAUGAGGAAAAACUGUCCCCCCACAUGCUGCGAUUCCUCAGCCAUAUUGUGCUUUUCAUGCGACAAAUUGGGAAAGUUGAUAAGGAAGAGGUGGCCGAUGUGAUAAUCAAGGCUUACGUUGAAUGUUUGAUUGAUUUGAAAGAUCCACAGUUGGUUGCUUUCUAUACUGCUGGUCUGCCUGGAAAAAUGCAAAUAUUGCUCUACUCGAAAUUCUUGGAAACUAUUAAGGAAUCUCCAGCUCGAGCGGCAGCUUUGGAAGAAGCCGCUUCGGCUGGACUUGAUGUAGAGGGUAUAACCAGACACACAGUACAAACCAUACGCACUCGUGUGUUUGAUGACGAUGGUGAAGGAGAAGAAAAACGACAAGGAGAUAUCUCCGAAUCAGAACAAGAGAAAAUAAAAGUCCUGGAAUGGCUUACAUUCUAUCCGGAACAAAAGGGUGAACUUUUGUGGCAAGCAAAUGCUUUGUUUCGAACAUUUUUGGCUCAGGGAAAGAGCGAAUGCAUGCGUGCGGCUUUUGAAAUGGUCCCAGCAGACACAUUGUCACAAAUUAUUUCAUUGUAUGGUUCCAAGGAUAAUUUUCCUUGCCGCGAAGAAUGCAGCAUUAAAGAAUACCUCAGUUAUAAAGUUUAUUUGGUGGCUUUAGAUGGCUUCAAUGAUUGGUCUCAACUAUAUCAUAAUCGACCAAAAGAACCACAAGCUGUUAAUACGAAUGCUAAUUUUACAGAGCGAAUCGCAUCGGAACACAAAGAGCAGGUCUAUCGUUCGGAACUUGAUCGCUGGAAAAUGAAUUUGAAUGAACAAACAGCAGUUACUCGAGAUGCACUCUUCAACGUUCUCUUAUUCCCAGAAAAAGGCUGGCUUAUCGAUCCAGAAACUGCAAAGAAUCCCGUCGAUGUAGAUCAAUUAGAUUGGGAGAAUCGUUUGCAUCAGUUGCAAAAGCUUCGGUCUAUUUGUAUUCCUGAAGUUGUAUUGCUUCUGCAUAAAGUUCUCCAUCAGAGCGGUGACUACAAAGGUUGUAUUAAAUUGGCUGAUGAAAUUUCUAGCGAAGCAAGACAAUUAUAUAAAGUUUAUACAAAGCAUAAGCUAGCUGAAUUGCUUUCGAAAAUAUCUGAAUCGUGUCUAACAUUGCUGAAUGAGAAACUUGAUCCAUGGGGAUACCCAACUACGGCAUAAUAAUAAAUCAAUUGUUGUCAUUCAUAAUUAUUAAGUUUUUUUUUACACACCUCAAUAAAUUUCUUUAAAUUAA